Molecule: messenger RNA, 2601 nt
Organism: Rhineura floridana
Lineage: Eukaryota; Metazoa; Chordata; Lepidosauria; Squamata; Rhineuridae
Product: vomeronasal type-2 receptor 26-like
Exons: 8
Biological process (GO): G protein-coupled receptor signaling pathway
Cellular component (GO): membrane
Molecular function (GO): G protein-coupled receptor activity
Source: RefSeq, a predicted model, not a curated record
AUGGACAGGACACGCAAAAAGGUGAAUAGGCAAAUCCAGAAGGCUCUGAGGGACUCUUGGGGUUCUGUCAUUCACCACCCAGAGAUAAGGCAUGAUAGGUUGGAGCUUUUUCAGCAAGAUGGUGUGCAUUUGACAGAUGUGGACAAUGACAUCUUCCUGAUGGACCUGCAGAAGGGCCUACACAAGAUUGUUAUUGGGUAUUUGCAACCUGCUGAUCUAGUCAUUGGUGGCAUUACUUCUCAGUUCUUUUUGCCUGAAAAACUGAACACCUUUGAUAAAGACCCUGAUGAUGAACUGAUAGAAGAAACUCCUAUACUGCCGAAGAACUAUCUGCACACCUUAGCAUUGGUAUAUGCUGUGAAGGAGAUCAAUGAAAACCACUGUAUUUUACCCAAUGUCACCUUGGGCUUUCACAUCUACGAAUGUUACUCCAUUCCAUAUUGGACCUACCAUAGCACAUUGCAACUUCUCUCAACAGAGAACAGAUUUAUCCCAAACUAUAAGUGUGGUAUCCAGAACAAACUGAUGGCUGUUAUUGGAGCUCUUUAUUCUGAAACCUCUCUCCACAUGGCAACAGUACUAGGAAUGUACAAAGUUCCACAGAUGGUCCCAAAUGAAGCCUAUGAGCAUAAAGGAAUUCUCCUGCUACUUUUGCACUUCAGAUGGACGUGGGUUGGAAUCAUUGCAAAAAAUAAUGAAAAUGGGGAUAGGUUUGUGUGGACAAUAUCAACAAUGUUUCCCCAAAGUGGAAUCUGUUUUUCCUUCAUAGAAAGAAUUGAAUCAGUGUAUGUCACUGAACUUUAUGAAGCGUUAAGUUCAUUGGUGAGAAUAUAUAAUGUUUGCUUACAUAGCAAUGCAAAUGUCGUGGUUGUCUAUGCAGUAAAUAUAGCACAUUUCAGAUGGUUGCUAUUCAUUCCAGAAAUUGAACAGGAUACAAUGCCACCCAAAGGUAAAGUGUGGAUUCUUACAGUUCAGCAGGAACUUAAUUCAUAUCCUUAUCAAAAGGGUUGGGAUAAACAAGCUAUCAAUGGUGUUUUGGGCUUCACCAUUCACUCAAAUGAAGUAUUAGGAUUCCAUAAUUUUCUUCAGAGCAGAAACCAUUUGGAGACCAAAGCAGAUGGUUUUAUCAGUGAUUUCUGGGUACAGGUAUUUGAGUGUCUAUUACCACAUAUAUUUGUUAACACAAAAGCUGAGAAAUACUGCACUGGUACAGAGAAACUGGAUAGCCUUCCUGGGGAUUUUUUUGAAAUAACCAUGAUUGGUCACAGCUACAACAUCUACAACGCUGUCUAUGCUGUGGCCCAUGGUUUGCAUGCCAUGCAGUUAUGCCAACUCAAACACAGAAGGAUGGUAAAUCUCCAAGAUCAGCAGUCAUGGCAGCUCCACCAAUUCCUGAAGAGAGUCGCAUUUAACAACAGUGUUGGGGAUGAGAUUUCUUUUGACCAGCAUGGACAAUUGGUAGCUGGAUUUGAUAUUAUAAACUGGGUUACUUUCCCAAACCAGUCCUUUCAAAGAGUGAGAGUUGGGAGGCUGGAUGCCAGAGCAAAAGCAUUCACUAUUAAUGAAGAUGGCAUUACAUGGCCCAGCAGUUUUAAACAGGCUCAGCCUAUUUCUGUAUGUACCGAGAGGUGCCAUCCAGGGUAUAGCAAGAAAAUGAAGGAGGGGGCACCAUUUUGCUGCUACGACUGCAUCCCAUGUACAGAAGGGAAAAUUUCAAACCAUGAUGACAUGGAUGACUGUUUUGAAUGUGCAGAAGAUCAAUAUCCAAACAAAGAACAAGACUGUUGUAUUCGCAAGACAGUAAACUUUUUGUCCUAUGAAGAACCAUUGGGGAUCAGUUUAGCCAUUUUUGCACUUUCCUCUUCUUUCUUCACAGCUUUGGUGCUAGGAAUAUUUAUAAAGCAACAAGACACUCCCAUUGUCAAAGCCAACAAUCAGAGUCUCACCUACACUCUCCUCAUUGCCCUCUUAUUCUGCUUCCUGUGUGCUUUGCUAUUUAUCGCUCUCCCAAAGAAGAUGAUAUGUCUCUUCCAACAAAUUAGUUUUGGCGUAAUCUUCUCUGUCGCUUUGUCGUGCAUAUUGGCAAAAACCAUCACAGUGGUUCUGGCUUUUAUGGCUACCAAACCAGGAAGCAGAAUGAGGAAGUGGGUGGGGAAACAAUUGGGCAGCUGCAUUGUCCUUUGCUGCUCCCUUAUCCAAGUAGCAAUUUGUGCUGCUUGGCUAGCAAUGUCUCCCCCAUUUCCAUAUGCUGACAUGCACUCUGUGACUGAAGAAAUUAUACUAGGAUGUGAUAAGGGGUCUGUGACUAUGUUUUACUGUGUCUUAGGUUAUAUGGGCUUCCUGGCCAUCAUCACUUUCACUGUGGCUUUUUUUGCCAGGAAGUUACCUGACAGUUUUAAUGAAUCCAAGUUUAUCACUUUCAGCAUGUUGGUCUUUUGCAGUGUUUGGGUCUCCUUUAUUCCAACCUACUUAAGUACUAAAGGAAAAUACACUGUAGCUGUGGAAGUCUUCUCCAUUUUAACAUCUAGUGCUGGCUUGCUGGCUUGCAUCUUUUUACCUAAAUGUUAUAUUAUUGUAAUCAGACCACCUAGAAAUUUAUUU